Messenger RNA from Oncorhynchus gorbuscha (pink salmon), 1536 nucleotides. Its product is annotated as charged multivesicular body protein 6-like. NCBI's taxonomy places the organism in Eukaryota, Metazoa, Chordata, Actinopteri, Salmoniformes, Salmonidae. The coding region runs from base 1 to 579 and encodes 192 amino acids. Gene Ontology annotation, cellular component: multivesicular body; ESCRT III complex. The record is from RefSeq and is a predicted model, not a curated record. Gene Ontology annotation, biological process: late endosome to vacuole transport via multivesicular body sorting pathway; vesicle budding from membrane. The transcript has 7 exons.
AUGUAUCAGCACAUAGAACUGGCACCUUUAGACUGGCUGCAGUAUCAGCACAUAGAACUGGCACCUUUAGACUGGCUCCCACACUAUCAGCACAUAGAACUGGCACCUUUAGACUGGCUCCCACACUAUCAGCACAUAGAACUGGCACCUUUAGACUGGCUCCCACACUAUCAGCUGCUGGUUCCCACACUAUCAGCACUAUCAAACCUGGAACGCAUGGUUCAAGACAUUGAGUUUGUCCAGAUCGAGAUGAAAGUCAUUGAGGGGCUUAAGGUUGGAAAUGACUGCCUGAAGAGUAUGCAUGAGGCCAUGUCACUAGAGGACGUGGAGAGGAUCAUGGAUGAGACCCAGGAUGCUAUAGAAUACCAGAGGCAAAUAGAUGAGCUGCUGUCAGGCUCCCUGACUCAGGAGGAUGAGGAUGCUGUGCUAUCUGAGCUGGAGGCUAUCACUCAGGGAGAAGAUGUAGAACUUCCAGAGGUCCCCACUGAGCCACUACCAGAGGUCCCAGAACCAGCUGAGACAGAGCCAGAGAGAAGACCAGCAAGGAACAAGGAGAACAGAGAGAUGCUGGCAGCGUAGAGACAAGACUCAACAAUAACAACAGUAGCUGGAGCUAGUCCAACUGACUCAAUAACAGUGGCUGUGGAUGGAGUUAGUCCAACUGACUCAAUAACAGUGGCUGUGGAUGGAGUUAGUCCAACUGACUCAAUAACAGUGGCUGUGGAUGGAGUUAGUCCAACUGACUCAACAACAGUGGCUGUGGAUGGAGUUAAUCCAACUGACUCAAUAACAGUAGCAGCUGUGGAUGGAGUUAGUCCAACUGACCCAACAACAGUGGCUGUGGAUGGAGUUAAUCCAACUGACUCAAUAACAGUAGCAGCUGUGGAUGGAGUUAGUCCAACUGACUCAACAACAGUAGCAGCUGUGGAUGGAGUUAGUCCAACUGACUCAAUAACAGUAGCAGCUGUGGAUGGAGUUAGUCCAACUGACUCAACAACAACAACAACAGUAGCUGUGGAUGGAGCUAGUCCAACUGACUCAAUAACAGUAGCAGCUGUGGAUGGAGUUAGUCCAACUGACUCAAUAACAGUAGCAGCUGUGGAUGGAGUUAGUCCAACUGACUCAACAACAACAACAGUAGCUGUGGAUGGAGUUAGUCCAACUGACUCAACAACAACAACAGUAGCUGUGGAUGGAGUUAGUCCAACUGACUCAACAACAACAACAGUAGCUGUGGAUGGAGUUAGUCCAACCGACUCAACAACAACAACAGUAGCUGUGGAUGGAGUUAGUCCAACUGACUCAAUAACAGUGGCUGUGGAUGAAGUUAGUCCAACCGACUCAACAACAGUAGCUGUGGCUGGAGUUAGUCCAACUGACUCAACAACAACAAUAUCAACAGUAGCUGCGGAUGGAGUUAGUCCAACUGACUCAACAACAACAACAGUAGCUGUGGAUGGAGCUAGUCCAACUGACUCAACAACAACAAUAUCAACAGUAGCUGUGGAUGUAGCUAGUCCAACUGACUCAAUAACA